Molecule: messenger RNA, 971 nt
Organism: Gopherus evgoodei (Goodes thornscrub tortoise)
Lineage: Eukaryota; Metazoa; Chordata; Testudines; Testudinidae
Gene: CTXN3
Product: cortexin 3
Exons: 2
Coding region: 267-614 (115 amino acids)
Source: RefSeq, a predicted model, not a curated record
UCAUGCCUCGCCUCAAAGAAACGACAGUCUUGUCAGCUAAUUAUUUCUAACACACAAACAGCAUUCUUGUCUAACAUUGUUUUUCAUGUAAAAUUCUAAGCCUUUUAAAGGCAGCUUUAGUGCUUAGGUGUUCGUCCAGAUUCUUUGCAGCCCCUGCUACUUUGCACUUACAUUACGAAGAAGGUGAAGAAGAAUGGAAACUAAAGAUACCUGGAGCUACCCGUAACAGCUGCAGAAGGAAAUGGGUCGGGUUUUCUCUCGACUAGAUGAAGAUAACACAAGUGCAUCUAAGUGACUUCUACCAUAGCCUCAGCAAACUGAUGAUGAAAAUAAGGAAACUGUGGGAUUACUCCUUUCAGCUUCCCUGGACAAUGGAAGGAGAACCUAUCACCUCUACUUUGUUGCCACCUGGGAAUGUUCCACAAGACGCUACCUUGACCCUGGAGCAGAAAACCACAUUUGUCUUUGUGAUCUUAUUAUUUAUUUUCUUAGGCAUCCUCAUUGUCCGAUGCUUCCGAAUUCUCUUAGACCCCUACAGGAGUAUGCCAACCUCAACCUGGGCUGACAGACUUGAUGGGCUAGAGAAAGGCCAGUUUGAUUAUGCCCUGGCUUAGACUGAGACUCAGAAAUACCAUUUAGAGGAGUUUGGUUUAAAAAAAAAUCCUGGAAUGUAGAUUUGUUUCCCCCCAAUUUUCUCAGAUAUUAUAAAAGCUGCCUUGCAUGACUGCACAAAACAUUAAUUUGUUUUUAAAUAAAUGUCAAAGCGAGUUAAAAUUUGAAGAUAGACUGGUGAUUCUUCUAAUGGAGGGAAAAAAUAAAACAACUGUGCUUCAAAACAUAUUGGAACAAUAUAUAACAUAGAUAGUAUCUUAUGACUCAGAAUAGUACUUUGAUUUGUAGUUGCUGGAGAAAGCCUUAUUGUUUGAAAGUAGCUUUUUUACAAGCAUCAGUAGAUUUACUGGUGGGGUAGG